GUCUCAUCCUUGGAUGCACCAAGACUAAAGAAGUACUAAGAGCAUUACACAAACCACUUAAAUGAUGUUCUACUUUGAUUUAUUUCAAGCCUGCGGAUCAAAGACCUCUUCCUCACGGAUCAGCUUGACUCUUCUUUUCUCAAUGCUGUGCAUGUGGACUAGCGUAGAGUGCUGGUCUUACUUCUACUCUAACACCACCAUGAACUGGCAACAAGCUAGAGACUGGUGCCAGGAGCACUAUACAGACAUGGUGGCCAUCCAGAACCAGGAGGAGAUUGGGCAUCUUAACAGCUGGCUGCCAAGAAAAUCCGGCUACUACUGGAUUGGGAUCCGCAAGUUCAAUAAUGUCUGGACCUGGGUGGGCACUAACAAGUCUCUGACAGCAGAAGCAACCAACUGGGCAAAGGGUGAACCAAACAACGGCAAGAAGGGUCAGCGUACGAGGGAGAAUGAAGAUUGUGUGGAGAUGUAUAUUAAAAGGGAUAUGGAGCCCGGCAAGUGGAAUGAUGAGAGGUGUGGGAAACAAAAGACCGCUCUCUGCUACACAGCUGCCUGUAAGAAUGACUCAUGCCUCUAUGGAGACUGCGUAGAAACGAUCAAUAGCCACAGGUGUGCCUGCUUUGAAGGCUUUUACGGAGAGAAGUGUGACCAAGUUGUUCAGUGUAACAAGGAGGAGGUGACUGUCCCAUAUAAAGGACGUGUAAAUUGCACUCAUACCUAUGGGGACUUCUCCUAUGACUCCUUAUGUGAGUAUUCCUGUGAAGAAGGAUACCAGCUGAGUACACCAAGACCCCUGAGAUGCACCGCCUCGAAAAGGUGGUCAGAGCAGCCUCCUUCAUGUGAACUGGUUCAGUGUGAGAAGCUGUCUCAACCAGCUAGAGGAUCCAUGGAGUGCUCCGAUCCUCUGGGCUCCUCCAGUUAUCAGUCCACCUGUGCGUUUACCUGUGAUGAAGGUUAUGUACUAGCUGGUUCACCAUCUGACACU
Monopterus albus (swamp eel) is the source of this 985-nucleotide messenger RNA. RefSeq names its product selectin E (gene sele). The annotation marks the transcript as partial. The record is from RefSeq and is a predicted model, not a curated record. The transcript has 6 exons. Lineage: Eukaryota; Metazoa; Chordata; Actinopteri; Synbranchiformes; Synbranchidae. Gene Ontology annotation, biological process: cell adhesion. Gene Ontology annotation, cellular component: membrane.